AUGCAGGCCAAUCAAACAGAUGAGGUGCGGAAUGCGGAGGAACACAACGUGGCCGCAGUCCGGGACUUGAUUGACGCGUUCUUCGGGUCCCUGUUCGACAUCGGGCCCGGGUCGUCGUCCCCCGUGUCUCUGUACCGCCAGGUGCUGGCCCUGAACCACCUCACGUCCACCGUGUGCGAGGAAACCGUCAAGCUGGGCAUCUGGAACCGGAUCGCCCGAGGCCAGGUCAAGUUCGACGUCGUCGUCAUGACCCCGUUCUUCUGCGAGUGCCUCACGCCCGUCGUCGACGUCGUCAACGCGUCGCUCAUCUACUUGUCCACGCCGGGCAGCUUCUACGACCUCACCGUUGACGUGACGGGGUUCAGGGAGCCCCUGUCCUUUUGUCCAAACAUGAUGCUCCCCUUCACCGACCGCAUGUCCUUCGCGGAACGCGGCGUCAACCUGGCCCUGACCCUGCAGACCUGGCUCAUGAGGUCCGUGGCAGACGCCGUCCUGGGCGACUUCCGCCAGGACUUGGCCGACAAAAUAUUCAAAGGGAUGAAUGUGAGGAGCAUCUCGGAAGUACAGCGAGACGCGAGUUUGAUUUUCAUCGGGACACCCGCAGUCGGAGUGUCCACGUCGAGGCCGUCGAUGCCGCAAACGAUCCAGGUCGGAGGCAUGAACCUCAAGGAACCCAAGCCCUUGACCCAGGUCAGAGUUUCUCCUGCACUUUAUGGAAGAUAUGCCCGUCGUGCUUCAGGGAUUAUAGCAGUGUGA
Messenger RNA from Notodromas monacha, 756 nucleotides. The record is from the annotation of a GenBank genome assembly. NCBI's taxonomy places the organism in Eukaryota, Metazoa, Arthropoda, Ostracoda, Podocopida, Cyprididae.